This is a messenger RNA of Diachasmimorpha longicaudata, 969 nucleotides long. RefSeq names its product flavin reductase (NADPH). The coding region runs from base 112 to 714 and encodes 200 amino acids. Gene Ontology annotation, molecular function: biliverdin reductase [NAD(P)H] activity; riboflavin reductase (NADPH) activity. The record is from RefSeq and is a predicted model, not a curated record. The transcript is spliced from 5 exons. Lineage: Eukaryota; Metazoa; Arthropoda; Insecta; Hymenoptera; Braconidae.
CGUUAUCAAAUAUGCCAUUGAUUUAAUGACAUGAGUGCAGUGCAGUGUGACUCUUGAUUCAAGAGAAGACGUUACCUCCUGCUACAAAAUCGUCCAAGUGCACAAUAAAAUAUGAAGAAGAUUGUGAUAUUCGGGUCCACAGGGAUGACUGGUCUCUGCGCCCUGGAGCAUGCUGUCAAAAAAGGUCUUCAGGUGCGAGUGCUCGUGCGUGACGAAUCAAAAAUUCCGGAUCAUUUGAGGGGAAAAGUUGAGGCCGUUGUCGGUGAUGUCAAGAACGCUGAGGAAGUUAAGAAUGCUGUUGCUGGCCAGGAGGGCGUCGUUGUGGUCCUAGGAACUCGGAAUGACUUGAGUCCAACGACAAUGAUGUCUGACGGCCUGAAAAACAUCAUCACUGCGAUGAAGACCAAUGGCAUAGAAGUGAUAUCUGUGUGCUUAUCAGCAUUCCUCUUUUAUCAACCUGAAAAAGUGCCAGCCAUUUUCAAGGAUAUCAAUGAUGAUCACGAGCGAAUGUUCAAGGCUCUGAAGGAGAGUGGCUUGAGCUGGAUCGCUGUUUUGCCCCCGCACAUUGCAGAGUCACCAAGUGGAAAUAUGUUGAUAAAAUAUGACGAAUCUCCUGGACGUGCGGUUUCAAAACACGAUCUGGGAAAAUUUCUAGUCGACAGCUUGGACCAACCAGAGCAUCACCAGAAAAUCUGUGGCAUCACAACAGCUUGAAACAUCUCCAAAAUCCCCACAUGUUCCUACCCAUUAGCUGAGCAUGUGAGUUCUUCCGGGAUACAGCAGCACCGUCUGUGGUAAGAAACGAUUUCUGGGCAUUGGUGGUGGGGGUGGUCCCGAAAUUUUAGGCAGUGGAUUAAUUUUUUUAAAUGGCAGCUGAUGUGACGGGACAACUCUAUCCAAUCCUGGCAUUAUAUCUGCAGUUUCGCAGAUCUUGUACCCAUUUUUGGAAUAAAAUUUUUCUUGACCUUU